CACCGACAUGGCUCGAGAGCACGGCCGCCCGAGGCCGCCGCCAGCGGCCCUGCGCUCCUCCCGGCAGAGGGGCCCGGGCGUGGCAGUCUCGUGGGCGCCGGGCGCCGCCUCGCGCAGAGGGGCUCGGGCCCACGGGCCCUCGCUGAUGGGCCAGGCCCGAGUGGUGCCACGGGAGGCAUGUGCCCCACGGAAAUUUCUGACCCUUGGGGUUCGCGCGCGGGGGGGCCCUCGGCGAUGGCCCCCGCGCGGCGGCGGCCGCUUGGCGCCCUGGUGCGGCGGGGGCUCGCCUGGGCCGCCGCCGUGGCCUGCGGGGUGGCCAGCGCGCUGCCCAGUGCUCUGCCCGCGGCUGCGCAGCCGCGGUGCGCGGCACGGCCGAGGCCUUGCCGGCCGGCCUGGGCCGCGGGCGGCCGUCGCGCAGCGCUGCUGCUCGCGGGAGGCGCCGCGGGCGGCGGCGGCGCGCGAGCCUCGCCCGCGCCGGAGGCGGACCGGCGGGCGGAGGGACGGCCGCCAGGGAACGGCCCCUUCACCUUCCACGCGGGCACGGAGGACCGCUUCCUCGCCGCCCUGCUCGCGUCGAAGGCGACCGACCCAGAGGCCGCCAUCUCGGCCAUGGACGACUUCUGCUGGCACAAGCACUGGAUGAUGAACGUCGGUGACGAAAAAGGCGCCCUCCUCGACGCCGCGCUCCUCGAGCGGGUGGGCACCGCCUGCGGGGCGGCCCGCGCAGGUUGUGACUUCCAGGCGCUCGAGCUCGGGACGUACGGCUGGCGGGACUACACCGGGGUUUGUGUCCGUUGCCGUCGCGGUGGCCGCCGCCCCCCAGGGGGCAGGUCCGGGGAACUCGGAGCUUUCUGGGCCGCGACGCUCGGGCGAUGCGGAAGGAUGGCGGGCCGCAAAAGUGCUUACCCCUCCUCUUCCUCCUCCCUGCUGGCGCCAGACGCACGACGAGGCGGGCGAGGUGAUGCUUGCCUGCUGCCUCCGCGCGACGCAAGGAGGUGCAGGGCGUGGCUAAGAAGGUGUUGCAGUUGGCUGGCCUCGGCGACAGAGUG
Molecule: messenger RNA, 1049 nt
Organism: Prorocentrum cordatum
Lineage: Eukaryota; Dinophyceae; Prorocentrales; Prorocentraceae
Source: the annotation of a GenBank genome assembly